AUCUAGGGCAAUACCUAAAUCUCAUGUGACGGCCAUUUGAUUGGGUGCGGAGAAACGAGUUCUUGUGAAAGAAACGACUAAUCUUAUUCGUUAAUCGGGUGCGGGCAAAUUUGAUUGAAGAUUAAAGAUGUUGAGCAGAAUAACGUCGAGAUUUGCACAAGGAAAAAAGAUGAAUAAUAAGAAACGCAAAGGUAAAGGUCCAAUGGAGCCUGAAAUAGACCCUAAUGUUGGAGAUUUGGAAGUUCCAGAUACCGGGUUCGAUGAAGAUAGCGAAGAUGAAACAACACCGUCCGUGGUAUCCCUAGAUAACUACAAUUGCCUGGAAGAUAGUGACAAACACGCUUCUACAGAUAUUACAUAUUCAAGCGAUCCAAAAUUCAGGUACCAACAUCGUGGUUCACUCUUUUCGGUCAUUGUUUAUUAUAAGGAGAUAACAAAACAUAGUCCAAAAAUUAAAUACAUUAUCGACAAGGCAGGAUGGGGACGUUUAUUAGCCAUGGAAAUAGGAGAAGCAUCACACCCAGUGAUUGAUUAUCUUGUUGAACGUUGGUGGGAUACAACGCAUACUUUUCACUUCCCUUUUGGUGAAAUGGGAUUCACGCCGCUUGAUUGGGUAGUGUUGACAGGAUUGAGUAUUGGAAUUGGGGAUGAUGUUCCGUAUAACCCAGUCAAGUACAAAUUUGAUUAUGUCCGUGAGCAUGUUUUUCCAGAAAUAGAAGAACCCUUAGAUUAUGAAGAUCCCCCAAUCUCUGGAAAAAAACGCCCCCCGGCACAGUGGAUUUCAGAUGCAAUCACAAUUAAAUUUUUGACUACGUAUUUCAAAGAAGAUAUCUUGGUUGCAGCUAAUUUGGAUGACAAACUUGCAGAAAAAGUGGCGAGGGCCUUUUUUAUGUAUGUUUUGGGAAAUUUUUUCUUUUCCAAUGCAAAGAACUACAUUGAUGCGGCUUGGUUAGCUGCUUUUGAGGAUCUAAAUGCAGUUGAUAUGUAUGACUGGGGUGGUCCUGCUUUUGCAAAAUUGUAUGUGGCACUCAACGCAUCUGGUAGGGGACAGAAGUCAUUAACUGGGCCGUUCCAAAUAUUAGAGUUUUGGGGAUAUGAAUAUCUGGGCAUAUGUAGACCGUGCGACCCAACUAGUGAAGAAAAAUGGCCAAGAACUUCCCGGUGGAAAGCGAAGAAAAAGACUAUCGAUAUUGUUCACUGUAGGAAUGCGCUUAAUCAGUUGACUGCAGACAUCGUGACAUGGAGACCGUGGGAAUCCGCCAUUGGUGUUCUUGACUCUGAUGUUGGUCGCAGGGCUGUGGAGCUUUCAAACAAAAGGGUUAUAUUUACUUGGAUUGGCAAGAAUAUGUGGUACCUAGGAGAACGAUCUUGGAGGCAAAAUCAUCCUACUUUUGGAAUUCCUAGAAAUCCACCAUUUAAAAUUGGCGAGGUCAGUCAUGAGAAAGCAAAACUUGUGAAAGAAGCUGGAUGGGUAGAUGCAAAUAUGUUUGUGAAAGCUGUUUCAUAUAAUAUGUAUCUGCGAUAUUGGCGACAUGUAACUAACUUCCAUCAAUUCGUGACCAAAGUCGAUUGGGUAGUUGAAUUACACGGGGUUGAUGGUGACCGUGUUAAACACCUUAUUCAACGACCUGCUCAGCAUGUACCUAUUCCACCACCACAACAAUUAUCAUACCCUGAAGCUUAUAAUCUGGUUCAAGAACAUGCCGAUUUUAAUCGUGCGUUUCGCGAGUUUGUAUUAUAUGAAACGGAAGACAGGAUGAUACGUUUAAAGGCAAAAGAUGAAGUAAUACGAGGCCUUGCAGCUCGUAACAAUUACCUGGAGGAUCAGAUGCAAUUCCGUAUGCAACAAACGCCGCGUCCCCCUAUUGGAUUCGGCAGUUUUUCUGAAACUAUCCCACCAGCGGUGUGGGCUCCAGUGAGUCAAGCAUCAACAAUGUCGUCUGUUAACCCCCCCGAGAAUGACCCUCCGUUUCGCUUUUACUCAUCAGAUGAAGAUGCGGUUGCAUUGAGCCGAAAUAAUCUAGCAGUUAGUUUGGGAACUGCCAUUACAAGUAUGACAUGGUCUCAUACUCGUAUAAAAAUACCAAGAAAUCGUGAAGCCGGAGAUAUACUUCUCUGGAAUGACUACUUUUCUGACAACCCCACCUACCCAGCUAACAUAUUUCGUAGGAGAUUCAGAAUGCGGCGAGAAUUGUUCAACCGAAUAUUGGCAGAUGUGGUGUCUAGAAAUCCUUAUUUUGCUCAAAAAAGAGAUGCUUGUGGCAUUCUUGGAUUAUCCCCUCAUCAGAAAGUAACUGCAGCAAUCCGAAUGUUAGCUUAUGGAUGUGCAGCAGAUGCAAUAGAUGAGUAUUUACGCAUUGGAGAAACCACCGUUUUAGAAGCAACCCGUCGGUUUUGCAAGACGAUUGUGGUAUUAUAUGGGAAAGAAUAUUUACGCUCACCAACUGCGGGUGAUGUUGAACUAUACACCGAAAAAUAUAAAUUUUCAUCGAUGCAAGAGGGAGCACGGAAAGAUGUAGAGCGUGGAUUUGGUGUACUGCAACAACAAUUUGCCAUUGUCAAACAACCUGCACGAAUGUGGAACCCGGAUGUGCUUGCCUAUAUAAUGAAAACGGUUAUUAUUUUACAUAAUAUGAUAGUGGAGGAUGAGCGUCUUCCCGGUGAUUGGCCACAUGAAUAUGACUCACGUAGCAGGUCGGCACCGGUGAAUAUAUCGAGGGUAGGUACUGAGGAACUUUCCAGAAUGAGAGCUGCACAUCGGCGUCAUGCUAUACACAAUAAAGAAACACAUUUUCGCUUGCGUCAAGAUUUAAUCGAACACAUAUGGUCAAAUUUUGGAGAUAAUUAUUAA
Papaver somniferum (opium poppy) is the source of this 2851-nucleotide messenger RNA. RefSeq lists its product as uncharacterized. Lineage: Eukaryota; Viridiplantae; Streptophyta; Magnoliopsida; Ranunculales; Papaveraceae. The transcript is spliced from 8 exons. The record is from RefSeq and is a predicted model, not a curated record. Bases 128 to 2851 code for a protein of 907 amino acids.